AUGGGCUGUAUGACCUUUGAUGUCAUAGAGCACUUCCUUACCUGGGGGCUUUGCACCCAAACUUCACGCUAUCACUAUAUUUCGAAUAUGCCGCUAAUGGCCUUAGAUGUUGACACGGCAGAAAAAUCAUUCGUAUUCCCUGAGACCAGCAACGCCACCUUCGAGGCGAUGAAGGAAUGGGGAAAGAACAUGGGCAAAGUGAGCAUCCAGUGCAAGGACACCCCGGGCUUCGUUGUGAACCAUCUCCUUGUUCCGUAUCUGUUCGAAGCUAUGGCCAUGGUAGAGCGAGGUGACGCCUUCAAAGAAGAGAUCGACAUAGCCAUGAAACUUGGGACCGGUUAUCCCAUGGGCCCACUUGAGCUGAGUGACUAUGUUGGUCUGGACACACUUAAGUUUAUUGGCGACGGCUGGAUGAGGGAUUACCCAGAGGAGCCCAUGUAUAGAUACCCCAAAAUCCUUGCCAAAUUGGUCGAAGAAGGGAAAAUGGGCGUAAAGUCUGGCCAGGGAUUCUACAACCACAACAAGGAAUGA
This is a messenger RNA of Penaeus monodon (black tiger shrimp), 531 nucleotides long. Its product is annotated as probable 3-hydroxyacyl-CoA dehydrogenase B0272.3. NCBI's taxonomy places the organism in Eukaryota, Metazoa, Arthropoda, Malacostraca, Decapoda, Penaeidae. Gene Ontology annotation, biological process: fatty acid beta-oxidation. Gene Ontology annotation, cellular component: mitochondrion. The record is from RefSeq and is a predicted model, not a curated record. Bases 1 to 531 code for a protein of 176 amino acids. Gene Ontology annotation, molecular function: (3S)-3-hydroxyacyl-CoA dehydrogenase (NAD+) activity. The transcript has 4 exons.